Ilex paraguariensis (yerba mate) is the source of this 408-nucleotide messenger RNA. NCBI's taxonomy places the organism in Eukaryota, Viridiplantae, Streptophyta, Magnoliopsida, Aquifoliales, Aquifoliaceae. The record is from the annotation of a GenBank genome assembly.
AUGGACGUAAUUUCACGAAACACUCCUCCAUCGACUCUAAAUCCUUACGCCCCGAUCUUCGUUCCGGCGUCCUAUCGGACGGUGGAGGACUUUUCCGACCAGUGGUGGGAUCUAGUUCAGUCCUCCCCUUGGUUUCGCGAUUACUGGCUUGAGGAAUGCUUCUGUGAUCCCCAAAAUGACCCUACCUUCCCCGAUAAUUACGACCCUGUCCUUCCUAACAUGAACGAUCUCUUCGGUGGUACCACCAUCAAACAAGAGGAGAGAGAAGGGCAGAAGGAUUUGGUUUCCCUUGGAGUGUUGAAGUGGAGGAAACCGCGUGUCAUGGCGGGGACGCCUAGGUACUUUGAGAAGGCUCCGAAGAUUGUAAAUGUGAAAGUGAGUCCGAGGACGAUUCAGCAGCCAAGGUAG